UACUCAGUCUCUUGCACCCUUGCUGUUCGAAAAGUCCAACAUAUCUUAUCUACAUAAAAUUUAAAUAAUUUGGAACUUAUAUAUAAAGUGAGACAAACUUUAGUGCGUUUAGUUUAUUUUUUAACUUUGAGUUUGUUCGGAGUGGGAUCGUGAAGCCCGCUUAAUCCAUCAUGAGUGGAGUGUUUAAAAUGUUAGGCCUUUUGGUCAUGCUUGGCGCAGCAGUUGAGCCAGCAAAUAUUCUCGGUGUCUUCACCAGCAACAGUCCGUCUCAUCAAAUCAUCCACAUGUCUUAUGUUCGAAGUUUAGUCGAACGGGGACAUAAUGUCACAGUUGUAACCACGACUCCAUUAAAAGACAAAAAUCCCGGAUAUAAACACAUUCACAUUCCCCAAACCGAAGCCAGAUCUCAAGCCAUUGCUAAGCAGAUGCAGUCAUUGAAAGAUUCAAAGUCGGACACAAUUUGGCAGUACCUUCAUGUUGCUGCGACAUCACUGAAGGCUAUCGGACCAGUUCAGUAUGAUGCAAUUAAGUCGGAGCGGUUUCAGGAGAUCAUGAAUAAUCCCGGAAACAAAUUCGAUCUCGUUUUUGUGGGAUACUUCUUCAGCGACUAUCUUGUGGGUCUGGGAGAGCACUUUAAGUGUCCAGUAGUCCUCAGUUGGACGUCACAUUCGAAUGAGUUAUUGGAUCGGUAUGUUGGUAACCCACCUGAGAUUUCUUAUGUCCCGGGUAUCCUUGCAAUGCAAAAACCCGACCCUAUGACAUUCUUGGGUAGGCUUGAAUUUUUCUAUGGACGAGUACUGUCGUGGUAUUGGAGGUACAUCAUGGAUGCACACAUUUCAGAAUUAUAUAAAGAUCUUUUCCCGCCAUCGAAGUACCCAUCAUUGGAAGAAGUCACUAAGAGAAUUUCGCUGGUAUUUGUCAAUUCUCACCUAUCUGAAACUGGCGCCCGUCCACUUGCACCUGCUGUCAUCGAAGUUGGAGGUAUUCAAAUCAAGGAAAAACCAGAUCCCUUGCCAGAGAAUCUCCAAAAAAUUGUCAACUCGUCCAAAGAUGGUGUCAUCUACUUGAGUUUCGGUUCGAAUGUUGGCAGCCGAGAGCUUGGUCCAAAAGUUAUCUAUGACCUAUACAAAGUGAUGUCCAGUCUCAAGGAAACUGUUCUAUGGAAAUGGGACGACUCGCCGAAGCCAGGCAACGCGAAAAAUAUCCACUUCCUCAAAUGGCUCCCCCAAGACGACCUUCUAGCUCAAAAGAACGUCAAACUUUUCAUAACUCACGCCGGCAAAGGCGGUGUGGCUGAGUCUCAAUUCCAUGGAGUACCGAUGUUGGCCAUACCGAUUUUCGCCGAUCAGCCAGGUAAUGCAAAGAAACUCACUCAAGACGGUUUUGGGCUGCAGCUCGACAAAAAUACCAUGACAGAGGAAUCGAUUCGGGAGGCAGUAUUGGAAAUUCUUCAGAAUCCAAAAUACACACAGAAUGUGAGAAAAUUCUCACAGCUCUACCGAGACAGACCAAUGAGUCCCCGUCAAACGGCCAUGUUUUGGAUCGAAUACGUCUUGAGGCACAAGGGAGCCUAUCACAUGCAGAGUCCUGCAAUUCAUUUAAAUGUCUUCCAAUACUUGAGUUUGGACGUUAUUGGAUUCCUGCUUUUGGUGGCUUUUAUAGUUUUCAAAGUCGUGGCAGUUUCAGCAAAGUUUGUAUUCCGAAAAGUCUGUUGUAGGUCUGGUGUCAAAGUGGAAAAGUCCAAAAAGCAUUGAUUUAUUGUUAGAAGUUAGAAUUUUAAUAAAUUAAACUAAUAUUAAUUCAAUCAAUUUUGUUCAUAUCGAAUACGAUCUUUGAUUAAAUAUUCAAGAUAUACGUUUCUAAGCGAUAAGCAAAACAUUAAGACGUGAGUUUUCAUGUAAGAAAAAAGUAGACUGCCGAGUUAGAUUGAUAAAAGAUUUCCAGUUAAUAAAAACAAUCAAAAAUUGA
Molecule: messenger RNA, 1968 nt
Organism: Eupeodes corollae
Lineage: Eukaryota; Metazoa; Arthropoda; Insecta; Diptera; Syrphidae
Product: UDP-glycosyltransferase UGT5-like
Exons: 3
Coding region: 171-1754 (527 amino acids)
Molecular function (GO): UDP-glycosyltransferase activity
Source: RefSeq, a predicted model, not a curated record